AUGCUCUCCAACAUCCUCCUUGCGGCCACGGCAGCAACAACAGCCUCAGCGCUCAGCCCGCUCUUCCUCGACACACCCCCUUCCUACUCCCAACCCUACGCCAUCAAACGCUUCGCCCCAGCCAAAGCCGUAGCAGUCGGCCAACAAAUCUACCGCUUCCCAGUAACCGGCGCCGCCUCCGAUGGCAAAUUCUCCCUCCUGUCCACCUCCGCACCCAGCUCCAACGACCUCGGCGUCCUCCCCCACCAACACUACCUCCACUUCGAGAACUUCUUCUGCCUGGAAGGCCGCUUCCAACUCUGGACCUCCAAGAAUGACUCCGAAAACGGCCGCCUCCUGACCGCAGGCGACUACGGCGCCGUCCCCCCAAACACAACGCACACCUUCCAACUCCUCGACCCCUUCACCGAAAUGGUCGGCGCCAUCGGCCCGGGUGGCUUCGAAGACCUCUUCUUCUUCCUCGUCAACUCAAACUACACCGCCGCGACCCGCACGCCCUACGUCCCAUCCAACGCCUCCUCCGCCGCCGGCAGCGGCUCCUCCAGCGCCAUCAUCACCUCCCUGCAAAGCUACGACGUCUGGGCCCAGCUCUCCUACUUCCCCCGCAGGGACUUCGUCAACGGCAGCGCACCUUCCACAUCCGGCUGGCACAGCUCGCCCAACUCCCUCCCACAGAACGACCACACGCCCUACUUCGUCGCGAAGGAUUAUGGACCAAAGUAUCUGCACACCAGCGCGUUCUACCAGAUCGUCCAACCACUCGUCACGCCCGCCCAAGCCGGCGCGAAGAAUUUCACGCAGGGGACUAUCACCAUCUCUAGUUUACCUUCGAAUACUACUCUCGACUCCACCAUCCUUCCGGAUCACACGGCCUUCGAAGUCCUCUCCGGGGAACUGAUCGUGGAAAUGGAAGGCGAGACGCUCGCGCUCGUGAUUGGGGAUGUGGUUUUUAUUCCGGGCGGGACGGCGUUCAAGUACUAUAGCAGUGCGGCUUUCACCAAGUUUCUGUACGUCGCUGCGGGGAGGGAUACCCUCGAUCAGAGAUUGAUUGCUGAGGCGAAGGGGUGGGGGUAUCCUGUUUUUCCGACGGCGUGGCCUUGA
This is a messenger RNA of Zasmidium cellare ATCC 36951, 1101 nucleotides long. RefSeq lists its product as uncharacterized. The transcript has a single exon. NCBI's taxonomy places the organism in Eukaryota, Fungi, Ascomycota, Dothideomycetes, Mycosphaerellales, Mycosphaerellaceae. The record is from RefSeq and is a predicted model, not a curated record. Bases 1 to 1101 code for a protein of 366 amino acids.